Molecule: messenger RNA, 3094 nt
Organism: Mya arenaria
Lineage: Eukaryota; Metazoa; Mollusca; Bivalvia; Myida; Myidae
Product: cytoglobin-1-like
Exons: 3
Coding region: 133-714 (193 amino acids)
Molecular function (GO): oxygen binding; heme binding
Source: RefSeq, a predicted model, not a curated record
UUUACUCGGAAAAUUAUUUUAACAGAAUAGUGUUCUUGGAAACUUUAAAUGAAUUAAAAUUGUUACAUUUCAAGUAAUACUCAGUGUAAUAAGGUUGUCUGGAACAUCAAUUGGUACAAUAAGAUUAAACAGAUGUCGUUACUGAAUUACAUGAAAACGUUUAUAACUGGAUCGUCACAAAAACGUGAUAACAAAUCUACUGUGAUAAGGAGUAAUAAUAAUGAGACUUCUAUUACUUUUGAUCCUCAAAAACCACCUCCUGAAAUUAGUGAGCAAGAUGUUGAAAUUUUGAAAGACUGCUGGAAAAUAGUUCAACAGGAUGUUGCAAAAGUGGGAGUUAUUACGUUUGUAGGUUUGUUUGAGACCCACCCGGAAGUCCACGAGGCUUUCAUGUCAUUCCGAGCAGUAAACACGUCCGAACUCGAAUACAACGCAAUUCUUCGUGCGCAUGCUUUAAGAGUAAUGGGGACAGUGGACAAGUGUAUUUAUAGACUUGACAACAGGGACAAACUACGAGAGCUCAUGACUGAGUUGGGAAUUCGUCACAAGAACUAUUCCGUGAAAAUUGAAUUUAUCGACCUGAUGGGGCCCCAGUUUAUCAGCUCAAUCAAGCCUCAUCUUGAAGCAAUGUGGACCGAAGAACAUGAGAAAGCCUGGGAGAAUUUGUUCAGACUCAUGUGCUACUACAUGAGGAAGGGAAUGUGUAGUAUAUGAUCAACGUGCUACAGUGGAAUGUAAUGGACACUUUGAGAUAUGGGGGAUAUAUAUAUUUAAACGUUUGAUAUCAGUUUACGUAAUGCGUAUGAAUAAUGAAUGGUUCGUUCGGAACUCCAGUCAUAAAAAAAAAUCUGCGUCGGCAAGACUUGUAAUUUUAUCAGUAUUAUUCGAACGAAGGUCCAUGUUUUUUGAAAUCAUAAUUAUAUUGAUUCGCAAUAGAUACAAUGUUAUUUUGUACAUGUAACUGGUAUAUUGAUAAGCAAGAGCUUGACCGAAUAGGAGAUCUGUUUUUGCUAUUAUAAGGUCAAAGAGAAAAUACUGUUAAAAUGUUUAAUUAGUUGACACUACGUAUGCAUGAUUUUGAUCAAUUUUGUUAUGUUAUUAUUAAGUCAAAGAACAAAUAUUGUUUUACAGUUUAUUAAGUUGUACACAAUGUUAAUCUGAAACUAACAAUUUAAUUUCGAAGUAUUCAUAACAUAAACUAGAACUCCGCGAGUCGGAUGUGUCGCCUGACGAAUUAUUUACUGUCGACAUUAUAGCUGUUAGAUUGGCAUUUUAUUCAUUUAUAGACAAUGAUGUUGCCAUUUAACUUUCAAGUGUAGGUGGCAUUUGAACCCUCAAUCAGAUAUACCUACGGAAUAAGUUUGAAACCUCCUAUAGUUUACGAGAUAUGCCACGGACAAAACCUAAGCAAGAAAAUUAACAAAGGGCAAUAACUCUAAAAUAUGGCAGCAAGAGUAACGGUUCUUGUGCACUGCACUUGCCUCAAUGAGAUCUAUCUAGCUAUGAAGUUUCAAGUUGAUACCUCUUAUAUUCUUCAAGAUAUGCCCCAGACAAAACUUUAAGCAUGAAAAUUAACAAAGGGCAAUCACUUUAAAACUAAGAAAGCAAGAGUUACUGUUAUUGUGCACUGCACUUGCCCUCAAUGAGAUAUAUCUAGCUAUGAAGUUUCAAGUUGAUACCUCUUAUAUUCUUCAAGAUAUGCCCCGGACAAAUCUUUAAGCAUGACAAUUAACAAAGGGCAAUAACUUUAAAACUAAGAAAGCAAGAGUUACUGUUAUUGUGCACUGCACUUGCCCUCAAUGAGAUCUGUCUAGCUAUGAAGUUUCAAGUUGAUACCUCUUAUAUUCUUCAAGAUAUGCCCCUGACAAAACUUUAAGCAUGAAAAUUAACAAAGGGCAAUAAUUUCAAAACUAAGAAAGCAAGUGUUACUGUUAUUGUGCACUGCACUUGCCCUCCAUGAGAUCUAUCUACAUAUGAAGUUUCAAGUUGAUAACUCUUAUAUUCUACAAGAUAUGCCCCGGACAAAACUUUAAGCAUGAAAAAUAACAAAGGGCAAAACUCUAAAUAUAUGGAAGCAAGAGUAACAGUUCUUGUGCACUGCACUUGCCCUCAAUUAAAUCUAUGUACAUAUGAAGUUUCAAGUUGAUACCACUAAUAGUUUAGGAGAUAUACCCCGGACAAGCAAAAAUGGGAUGCGGACGCCGCCGCCGCCGCCGCCGACACCGCCGCCGCCGCCGACGCCGCCGACAAAAGUAACCCCUAUAUGUCGUCUUUUCAGGCGACACAAUAAAAGUGAACAUUGCAAAUAUAUUGCAGGUAUAUAUUUCAGUUGAAGUGAAAUGAUUUACAGUAUUGUGUAUAUAGGCUUUACAUUCAUGUUUUAUUUACCCACAUUUUAACGUCGAUUAACAUCUGCAUUGCGUACGCAUAUCCUGAUAUAAUGUACACCAUGUUAAACAGGAUAUCUUGAAUAUCACAAAACUCCAGUUAUGUCGGUUAACCCGUAAUUCAAAAGUGAAAACUAAUAAAUACAAUUCGAAUUCAUGAUGGCUUAUUCCGUCGUUGACGACUCGUUGUGGUAUAAUUAAGUUUUGCAACCAAAUGUGUGAGGACCAAUUUAUUGCGAAAACGUAUAUAAAGUAUUCGAUUGUGUUGCUGUUACUUGCGGACUUUAAUUGAUUUUAAUAUAUCACUCUGACCUAUUUUUGAUAAGGAUUUGAAUGAAAACUGCAUAAUCUUAGAAUUUGUUUGUUUUAUUUCCUGUUUCAAUGACUUGUAAAAUUCAGAAAUGUAUAUAAUUGUAUUGUUCAUAUUGGUUUAUAUUCUCAGGCAAGUGUAAAUAUCAUAUUGUAAUUCUCUUGUUUUGUCUUACUAUAAUAACAACGUUCUAUUUUUGACAAUAUUUCUUUUUCAAAUUUCUCCUUUUAAGAUUUUGCUUAUAUUUUUUAAUAUCUUCUGAUCGCGUGCAUUAUAACAUCAAACACAUUUUGUUCAUGAUUUAUACACUCACAAAAAAUGUACAUUCAAAAUAUGUGUUUCUAGUGUUGAAGAUUUGUGCCUAAUAUUGUUUUAAACGCCGAAAUGAGUAUUAAAU